Molecule: messenger RNA, 2303 nt
Organism: Tupaia belangeri chinensis (Chinese tree shrew)
Lineage: Eukaryota; Metazoa; Chordata; Mammalia; Scandentia; Tupaiidae
Gene: WWOX
Product: WW domain containing oxidoreductase
Exons: 9
Coding region: 181-1425 (414 amino acids)
Molecular function (GO): protein binding
Source: RefSeq, a predicted model, not a curated record
CACGGAGACCGGAUUCUCAGCGUGGAAUCGGCUGAGCGGCUCUGCGCGGCGCAGUACGCAGGCGUGAGCGGUCAGGCCGGGACGCGCGCGACGCUCGGUUGUAGCGAGAGUGAGUUCCUGGGUGAGGAGACCCGGCAGUGGGCAGCUGAGCAAGCGGGUGACCGAGCGCGUCUGUCCGCCAUGGCAGCCCUACGCUACGCAGGCUUGGACGACACGGACAGCGAGGACGAGUUGCCCCCGGGCUGGGAGGAGAGAACCACCAAGGACGGCUGGGUUUACUAUGCCAAUCACGCAGAGGAGAAGACUCAAUGGGAGCACCCGAAGACUGGGAAAAGAAAGCGCGUUGCAGGAGAUUUGCCAUACGGAUGGGAACAAGAAACCGAUGAGAAUGGACAAGUGUUUUUCGUGGACCAUAUAAAUAAGAGAACCACCUACUUAGACCCCAGACUGGCAUUUACUGUGGAUGACAACCCAACAAAACCACCCACCAGACAGAGAUACGAUGGCAGCACCACCGCCAUGGAGAUACUCCAAGGCCGGGAUUUCUCUGGCAAAGUGGUCGUCGUCACUGGAGCUAAUUCCGGAAUAGGGUUCGAAACUGCCAAGUCUUUUGCUCUCCACGGUGCACAUGUGAUCUUGGCCUGUAGGAAUAUGGCAAGAGCCAGCGAAGCAGUGUCACGCAUCUUAGAAGAAUGGCAUAAAGCCAAGGUAGAAGCAAUGACCCUGGACCUCGCUCUGCUCCGCAGCGUGCAGCAUUUUGCUGAAGCGUUCAAGGCCAAGAAUGUGUCUCUUCACGUGCUUGUGUGCAACGCGGCAGCGUUUGCUUUGCCCUGGAGCCUCACAAAAGACGGCCUGGAGACCACCUUCCAGGUGAAUCACCUGGGCCACUUCUACCUUGUCCAGCUCCUUCAAGAUGUUUUGUGCCGCUCGGCCCCUGCCCGCGUUGUUGUGGUCUCCUCGGAGUCCCAUAGAUUCACAGAUAUUAAUGAUUCCUUGGGAAAACUUGACCUCAGCCGCCUUUCUCCAUCCAAAAAUGAGUACUGGGCCAUGCUGGCUUACAACCGGUCCAAACUCUGCAACGUGCUGUUCUCCAACGAGCUACACCGUCGUCUCUCCCCGCGUGGGGUCACAUCGAACGCUGUGCAUCCCGGCAACAUGAUGUAUUCCUCCCUCCAUCGCAACUGGUGGGUGUACACGCUGCUGUUUACCUUGGCGAGGCCUUUCACCAAGUCCAUGCAACAGGGAGCUGCCACCACCAUCUACUGUGCCACUGCUCCAGAACUGGAGGGCCUGGGAGGGAUGUACUUCAACAACUGCUGCCGCUGCAUGCCGUCUGCAGAAGCUCAGAGUGAAGAGACGGCCCGGGCACUGUGGGCAUUGAGCGAAAGGUUGAUCCAAGAGCGACUGGGCAGCCAGCCCAGCUAGGUGGGAGCUUGAGCAAGAAGCGUGCACACACUCAGCCCACAUGUGCUCGCUCGCACACCCGCCAACACUGGGCCCCUUACACCCUUACCAUCCAUGGGGUUUCCACAUCCCUCCAACACUAAUCCGUAAGAGUUAAGGAAAUAAGAGAAGUCCCAGCGGAGUGGAAAAUCUAAGUACCGAUGGAGCCAGGGAGUUUAGGGGUAGAGGGACCGUAUAGCUUUCCUAGGACUGGUUAGGCAUGGGUCCCUUGCUUUCUGGUGGUGGCCUGUUUAAAAACAAAAGCUUGCUUGGGAUGUGGGUUUCUUCUCUCAUGGUGGAAGCACAAGCAAUUUUCUCUCAUUCUUAGAAUAGGCGGGCAACCCCAGGUCCCACCCAGCUACCACCAUGUCCACCGCUGAAGCCCUAUUUAGGAAAGAAAGCACAAGUGUCCAUCCUUUGCUUCUGCCCUGGGCCAGGAGAUGGUUGUUUCAUCCAUUCUGAGCAAUCCGAGCAGGUGGGCAACUCCUGGGCAGAAGAAUCUCAGAACCUGCUCCAGCCAGCCAGAAUGGCCACAGGGCUCAGAGAUGAGUGGAGCAGGCGGGCCCCUGGGUCGCACAAGUUCCAGAAACGGACUCCCUUGCCAAAGCUAUACAAAAAAUUCCUUUAGCGAUGAUAGCAAACAAAUUUUGCAAAACAUUCCCUAGAUUCCUUGACAGGCAGGAAAGGAGACCUUGUGUCUUUAUGAAUAUGCAGGAUAUUUGGGGGGAGGGGUAAAAAGUCACAGUUUCAAGAAACAACCAACUCUGAGUCUCACAGCUGCUUAGUUGCCCCAUGUUAGCAUUCUGCUUCAGCUUCCUCCAUCUUAUGCUUUAAUAAAAGAACAUGCUUGCAUAUAAUCA